Molecule: messenger RNA, 762 nt
Organism: Echinostoma caproni
Lineage: Eukaryota; Metazoa; Platyhelminthes; Trematoda; Plagiorchiida; Echinostomatidae
Source: the annotation of a GenBank genome assembly
AUGUCUCGUCCUAAUCUACUGCAAACAACUCCAUUGGAUAACUCGGUUGUUGAUUCCGACCUCACUACAGGCGUAGAGGAAAACCAACACACUCUGUUCCAAAGUCCUGCCAGAUCCCAGUUACCGGAUAUUCAUCUGUGCACUACAAGUGAAACACGAUCAAAUCCGAAUCUGGACACGACUCGUACGCAGAACUGUAAUGAAUCUUUGCAUCGUGGGAUAGCCAGCGUUUCUCGUGGUCUUCCCGAUUUUCUUCCCCACGAAUUCGUGGAGGUUGAAACUGAUGGAACACCAGUGGACACCCACAGACUUCCAAUAUCUAGUAUCAGUCAAAAUUUCCCGCUACAAAGUACAUCCCUUCCGACACUACCCGUGAACGUUGCCGAAUGUCACUCGCAUUUUGCUUCAUCCUCAAAAUCGUUUGAACAUUUGGCUCAUGCUAUUACAAGUAAGGGUAAGACCAGCGCAUCAAAUCUGAAUGAUCCGAGAGGAGUUGUUGGUGGAUGGAAUUCUGAACGGAUGGGAGCAAACCAAGCUAUGGAAUCUGAUAGCCGCUGGAGCACACACACGACCCCAUCUUCGUCUCAAGCUGAUCCUUUCGUAGAUGCACAUCCGGUCAGUCUAUCUGGUUCGAUCACUAGCCCAGACCCACGGUUUCUCAGUCAACAGGAGCGGAUCGAGGCGUUGGCUGUUCGAUUGGAAGAGACUGAACAAGAAUUACGUGAAACCCGUCGUCUAUUACGUGAGCAGACGCAACUGUAA